This is a messenger RNA of Labeo rohita (rohu), 2282 nucleotides long. RefSeq names its product retinal homeobox gene 2 (gene rx2). Lineage: Eukaryota; Metazoa; Chordata; Actinopteri; Cypriniformes; Cyprinidae. Bases 322 to 1311 code for a protein of 329 amino acids. The transcript has 4 exons. Gene Ontology annotation, molecular function: DNA-binding transcription factor activity, RNA polymerase II-specific; RNA polymerase II cis-regulatory region sequence-specific DNA binding. Gene Ontology annotation, biological process: positive regulation of transcription by RNA polymerase II. The record is from RefSeq and is a predicted model, not a curated record.
CCUAAAGAUCAAGACCUCCAUAUGCUGCGGGAAUGGGACGUAUCUGAGCGCUUCGGAAUUUACGCUCACUUUUGGGAUGCGAGAAAUAGUCGCUAAAGGUCGUUUUACAGUCUGAACCAGGUGCACUGUGGGUAAAAAGUUGCGGUGUGUCAUUUGUGGGAUGUUUGGAAGCGACGACAACCCUGUGUGAUUCUGAUGAGCCGGAAAAGUGAAGAAAAAGGCCUUUGAAAGGGAAUCUCACCCACAAACUGGAACCAGAUUCUCUUUUGGACAUAAUUUGCACACGUUUCCCCGAGGAGACUUACCUUAAGAUCAGAUUGGAUGCAUUUGUCACCGGAUACGAUGAACAUGGUGGACGAUGGCUGCCUCUCAACGGACAACUACCACGACCUGGGUAAAGGUGGCGCGUCGGGGAUGGGAGGCCGCGUCCACAGCAUCGACGUGAUUCUGGGCUUCAGUAAGGACCAGGAUCCUCUGCUCACCCCGGUCGGGCCUGUCGGCACACACAAGGUGGACGGAGUAGAUCUGGGAGAAGAGGAGAAACAAGUGACCUCUGACCCCUACGCUCACCUGCAAAGUCUUCAGGAUAAUUCACAGCAGUCAGCGUAUCACGAUACUGGACUUUUCUCCACAGAGAAAUGCGACGCAGAUUUGGGAGAUCCACGGAGCAGUGUGGAGAGCGACAGCCGCUCCCCAGACGCUCCCGACGAGGAUCAACCUAAAAAGAAACACAGACGCAACAGAACCACCUUCACCACCUAUCAGUUACACGAGCUGGAACGCGCCUUUGAGAAAUCCCACUACCCGGAUGUGUACAGUCGAGAAGAGCUGGCUAUGAAAGUCAACCUCCCAGAAGUUCGUGUUCAGGUGUGGUUCCAGAAUAGGCGUGCAAAAUGGCGGCGACAAGAAAAAAUGGACACAGGAACCAUGAAGCUCCAUGACUCGCCCAUGCUGUCCUUCAACCGACCAGCCAUGGCGCCCAACGUAGGGCCCAUGACUAAUUCUCUCCCUCUGGACCCCUGGUUGUCCUCGCCGCUCUCCAGUGCCACGCCCAUGCACAGCAUCCCGGGCUUCAUGGGACCAGGUCAAAGCCUCCAGCCCACCUAUACAGGUCACCCUGGGUUUCUGAACACUUCUCCAGGCAUGGUGCAGGGAAUGCAACCCAUGCCGCCUCCUCCUUACCAGUGUCCUCCGGCAUUUAAUGAAAAAUACCCGCUGGAAGACGUGGACCGCAGCUCAAGUAUCGCAGCCUUGAGGAUGAAGGCCAAGGAGCACAUUCAGUCCAUGGACAAAACCUGGCAACCCAUGUAAUGGGAAAAUGGGAAGCGUAAUAAUGUUUUAUUGGGAUCUCAUAGACAUUUGGAUGCAUUUUUAGAAAUGACCAGCAUUGGAUCAUUAGGAUUAGGGUUUCAUAGGCGAGACCUGGAAAAAUAAAGCACUGAAAGCUUGUACUCAUUUUAUACCAUCUGGCCAAUAAAUUGAAACACAGUUUGAUUUGAAAGACCUUUGAGGAUAUUUCCAUAACACAACAUGCUUGGAUUUGCACCGACGGUCAAACCUGCGUAGCACAUUGGUUUUGUUUUGCCAACAAACAGGGUUGCCAAGGCAGAAUUGGGCUUUUCUACACUGUUGCUCUCCGUGGGUUAAAGCGUCCUUUCCUCCACCAAAAGGUGAUUUCGAUGGAGGGGAAAACAAUGGAAAAAAGGCGAAUGAGCUCGUUUUGAAUAGCAGUUUGGCUGGAUUUCUCUACGCAGACCUGGCAACCAUGGCAAUAAUGGAUAAACAGUUUGGGAUCGUGGCAUCUAAGGCAUUUCUUACUUUUUACGCAGAUGUCGAGCUCCUUAGGAUUCUGGGUUUCAGUUGGUGCUAAGCUUGUCUGCUCCAGGUUGAAGACUCGCAACAGCAAGUGUGGUACGUUGGCAUAUUUAACAGGACGGUGCAGCUCAGGACAACUGAUACCUCAAUGCCCUUACAGAGGUUAAAUUCAAGUUCUACCAUCUAGAUGAAGAAAUCACUUGACUUUGAUUUAAAAGGAGUGACUCUUAAUGUUUAAAUGAACUGAAAUCUAGUAACAGAAUGUGUUAUUUUGAAUUGUAACUUUACAAGAGUAGCCGCAUUUAUCAAGCCAUGGUUUGAAGACUGUUUCUAAAUCACUAGCACAAAUUUUAUCCGUGCCACAAUCCUGUUUGUCAUUUGACGUGAUCAUAUAAUCAUAUAAAAUGAGUCCGUUUAAUGUUUCAGUGUCUCUAGGGUCUGUUUUCAAUUAAUGAAUGUCAAAUGUC